CUGCUGUCAAAUACUAAGAAGAAUGAUUCGAACAAGGACAUUAUCUUCAACCAACAGUCAAUUGUAAGGUCUGCACCAGCGUUCGACAUUGACUUUGAUUAUUCUCCAGACAUUGCUGCAUCUGAGUCAUCCUCCUCUUCAGUGCAACCUGCUACUACGAUCACUCUGGAACAGGUACCAACUCUAAAGAUAAACCAGAAGGUCAACGUCACAGCAACGAUUUCAUUGGGCAGUGAACAACCUAAGCCGGUUGAAGUGAAAUCCACACAAAAGAUGACGCUCGUCAAAGAGGAUUGUGUCUUAGAAGAUGAGACAGGUACAGCUGAAAUUCACAUUUGGGAUGAGCUCAUCAACAACGUGAAAAAUGGGACAACAUAUGAAUUCCAAAACCUGAACGUCAAGCACUUCAAAGGAAGCACCCACUUAGCAACGACACCAGCAACUACCUUCAAGGAAGCCAGCAAACAACUUAAGUCUGUGCAAGGGCCUACACUACUGGAAAACCCAGAAAAAGAAGUUAAAGUCGACAUGUUCAAGUUUCUUAACAACCUAAGCAUAUUCGUUGCUUGUCAAGCUUGUAAGAGGAAGAUAACAGAGAGUGCCCAUCAGAAGUACAUAAAAUGCAGGAACUGCGGAGUAAAGGCAGCGUCAAGGCGAAUGCAAGAGAGAUGCAUCUGUGCAAGUCAAAGUAGAAAUAGCUGGAAAGGAAAUAUGGCUGACAGCGUUCACAAAAGAAAUUGAAAGUCUUCUGGCUCUGUCUCCAGAGCUUUCCCUUAUGAGUGACUCAGAAUCUAUUGAAGACCACCUUAUGGACCUCAAGGAUAUCCACUUCACCUAUAAUGUGAACAAAAACACCAUAACCCAGGUGACAUCUCUUUCAAAUGGACUGGCGCAAUGA
Porites lobata is the source of this 898-nucleotide messenger RNA. NCBI's taxonomy places the organism in Eukaryota, Metazoa, Cnidaria, Anthozoa, Scleractinia, Poritidae. The record is from the annotation of a GenBank genome assembly.